ACAGCUGAGGUAACAGAGGCUUAGAGAAUAUUUUGUCUAAGAUCAAGCAGAGAGCAAGUGGUGGAGGCAGGCUUGCAUCUCACUUCCUUUGACUUAAAAUUUCACCCAUGAAAUUGUAUCAAGAUCCUCUUGCUUUUGCAUUUGUAGGAAGAGACCUUCAAAACAAAAAGUAAAGAAAAGGAGGUUUUCACUUGGAAAAUUUGGUGUUUCUUUUUUGCACAACCAGGAAGGCGCUCUGCUGGGAUAAGAUUGUGAGACAUGGCUGAAGAUAAAAGCAAGAGAGGCUCCAUUGGAAUGAGUCUGAAGGGCGGCCAGACAAACAAUGGGUUUGUCCAAAAUGAAGACAUCCGGGAGAGGGACCCAAACCCAGAGGACCGGCAGCAGCACAAUGCCGUGGACAUGCUUGGCCCUGGGGAUCCGGACUUGAAGGAUAUCCGGCCCUACGCGGGGAUGCCCAAGGAGGUGCUGUUCCAGUUCUCAGGCCAGGCACGCUACCGGGUGCCCCGGGAAGUCCUCUUCUGGCUCACAGUGGCUUCUGUGCUUGCGCUCAUCGCAGCCACCAUCUCCAUCAUCGCCAUCUCUCCAAAGUGCCUGGACUGGUGGCAGGCAGGGCCCAUGUACCAGAUCUACCCAAGGUCUUUCAAGGACAGCGACAAAGACGGGAACGGAGAUCUGAAAGGUAUUCAAGAUAAGCUGGAUUACCUCACAACUUUAAAUAUAAAAACUGUUUGGAUUACUUCAUUUUAUAAGUCAUCCCUUAAAGAUUUCCGGUAUGGUGUUGAAGAUUUCCGAGAAAUAGAUCCCAUUUUUGGAACAAUGAAAGAUUUUGAGAAUCUGGUUGCAGCCAUACAUGAUAAAGGUUUGAAAUUAAUAAUUGAUUUCAUACCAAACCACACCAGUGAUAAACAUGCUUGGUUUUUGAGUCGGACCCGGACAGGGAAAUAUACUGAUUAUUAUAUCUGGCAUGACUGUACCCAGGAAGAUGGUAUAACUAUACCACCCAACAACUGGUUAAGUGUCUAUGGAAACUCCAGUUGGCACUUUGAUGAAAUACGAAACCAAUGCUAUUUUCACCAGUUUUUGAAAGAGCAACCUGAUUUAAAUUUCCGCAAUCCUGAUGUUCAAGAAGAAAUAAAAGAAAUCAUACAGUUCUGGCUCUCAAAGGGUGUCGACGGCUUUAGUUUUGAUGCUGUUCAGUUUCUCCUAGAAGCAAAGCAUCUGCGAGACGAGACCCAAGUGAAUAAGACCCAAAUCCCGGCCACGAUCACACACUACUCGGAGCUGUACCACGACUUCACCACCACACAGGUGGGGAUGCAUGACAUUGUCCGCAGCUUCCGGCAGAUGAUGGACCAAUACAGCAGGGAGCCCGGGAGAUACAGGUUUAUGGGGACUGAAGCCCAAGGAGAGAGCAUCGCUGGGACCAUGAUGUACUACGGGUUGCCUUUUAUCCAAGAAGCAGAUUUUCCCUUCAACAGUUACUUUGGACAGCUGGACACUCCUUCUGGGGACAGUGUGGCUGAGGUUAUCCUGUCCUGGAUGGAAAACAUGCCAGAAGGGAAGUGGCCUAAUUGGAUGACUGGUGGACCAGAUAAUGCCCGGCUGACGUCUCGUCUGGGGGAAGAAUAUGUCAACGUCAUGAACAUGCUUAUUUUCACACUGCCUGGCACGCCCAUAACUUACUAUGGGGAAGAAAUAGGAAUAAAUAUUUUAGCCACAAGUCUCAAUGAAACCUAUGAUGCUGACACCCUUCUUUCAAAAUCACCAAUGCAGUGGGACAACAGCUCAAAUGCUGGGUUUUCUGAAGGCAGCCACACGUGGUUACCCACCGGUUCAGACUACCACACUGUGAAUGUUGAUGUCCAAAAGACCCAGCCCAGAUCAGCACUGAAGUUAUAUCAAGAAUUAAGUUUGCUUCACGCCAAUGAACUGCUCCUCAGCAGAGGCUGGUUUUGCUAUUUGAGGAAUGACAACUACUCUGUUGUGUACACGAGAGAGCUCAACGGCAUAGACAGAGUCUUGCUCAUGGUUCUGAAUUUUGGAGAAUCAUCACUGCUAAAUCUAAAGGAAGUGAUUUCAAAUAUUCCCACGAGAGUGAGGAUCAGGUUAAGUACCAAUUCUGUCUAUACAGGCCGUGAAGUUGAUACACACGCCAUUUCAGUGGACAGAGGAGAAGGACUCAUCCUUGAAUAUAACACCAAGAAUCUCCUUCAUCAGCAAGCAGCUUUCAGAGAUAGAUGUUUCAUUUCCAACCGGGCAUGCUAUUCCAGUGUAUUCAACAUACUGUACAGCUUGUGUUAGGCAGCUUUAUGAAAGAGAUGGAGAGACUGCCACUCCGUUCCACUCUAAGCAUUUGUGGUAACCUCAGAUGCUGCUGCUGGGUGAACUUCAUGAACAUUCAUUAAUUCUCAGAUAUUUCUGUAGCCUGAAUGUAAUGCUUUAGGAAUGGUUCUCAAAUGUGUUUCCAGAAUAAUAAAAUGU
Messenger RNA from Sus scrofa (pig), 2481 nucleotides. RefSeq names its product solute carrier family 3 member 1 (gene SLC3A1). The record is from RefSeq and is marked provisional. NCBI's taxonomy places the organism in Eukaryota, Metazoa, Chordata, Mammalia, Artiodactyla, Suidae. Gene Ontology annotation, biological process: amino acid transport; carbohydrate metabolic process.